Messenger RNA from Penicillium longicatenatum, 573 nucleotides. RefSeq names its product ribosome biosynthesis protein NIP7. Gene Ontology annotation, cellular component: nucleus; nucleolus; preribosome, large subunit precursor. The transcript has 8 exons. NCBI's taxonomy places the organism in Eukaryota, Fungi, Ascomycota, Eurotiomycetes, Eurotiales, Aspergillaceae. Gene Ontology annotation, molecular function: RNA binding. The record is from RefSeq and is a predicted model, not a curated record. The coding region runs from base 1 to 573 and encodes 190 amino acids. Gene Ontology annotation, biological process: ribosome assembly; ribosomal large subunit biogenesis.
AUGCGGUCUCUUACUGAGGAGGAAACUAAAACUCUUUUCACCAAGAUCGCCAAUUACACUGGAUCUUCUCUAUCACAGCUCGUUGCUCCCACUUCCGGAGAUGGCCCCAAUGGAGAGGGAGAGCGUAUGGUCUUCCGCAUACAGAAAGACCGAGUCUUCUAUAUGCCUUUAAAACUUGCCAAUCUGGCUGUCUCUAUCCCUCGCGCUAGCUUGUUGAGUGUUGGAACAAUGAUUGGCAAAUUCACCAAGACUGGCAAGUUCCGCCUUGCUCUGACCAGUCUCGAUGUCAUCGCCCCCCACGCCAGAUACCGUCUUUGGAUUAAGCCUAACGGCGAGAUGCCCUUCCUUUACGGUUCCAACGUCGUUCGCGCCCACAUUGCUCGCUGGAGCGAGGAUGCACCGGAGCAUUCUGGUUGUAUAGUAUAUUCUAUGGACGAUACUCCUCUGGGCUUCGGAGUGACUGCUCGAUCCACUGCUGAGAUUCGCAAACUCGAUCCUACUGCCAUUGCUCUCUUCCGGCAAGCGGACGUCGGAGAAUAUUUGAGAGAGGAGGAUACCCUUUUCACCACCUAA